AUGGGCCUAACAUUUGAUCUCGAUGGUUGGCUGGAGAACCGCUCCGACAAGAAUAAACCACUGCGAGUGAACUGCUACGACCAGGCCGGCUUAGUGAACUGCUGCCUAUUCCUCGGACAUCCGUACCAAUUCAAAAGGGGGAAAGACACAAAUAACGACAUGCCGGACUGGGUAAAGGGAGAUCUGGAUGCUGGAGUGGAAAGAUUGACCAUUGGUCGAUGGUGCAAAGGGCGCUGGAAGGCUGGCGAUUCUUGCUUUGGGUAUAUCAACACAAUGGAUUUGGUGGGCUGGGGCAAUACCGACCAUCCCUUUUUUAGACUCGAUCCCAGUGAUCCGAAAUCUGAAAGGUCCAGUUUCGGCAACCAUAGAUGGGCGAGUAUCCGCAGCGGGGACCACAUCCGGGCUGCAGAUGCGUGUGCUGGCCCUGCCGUGCCGUUUCCUGACGGAACAAUCGGCGAGUACCUCACCUCGGCCAUUGAUAUGAAAGCUAUAGCGCAAGAUGCUUCCAACAGGAAUUUCAUCUUGGAACAAGGCUCCCUGAGUCUGCCUGUUCAAACAAUCGGACCAAUUACACAUCUUGCUGCACCAAGCGACUACGAGUUCGACCAGGAGAUCGAAGGAAAGAUUUCAGCUCUCCUCAAAGAUGAGCCCACGCCAAUUGCUUUGAAUGUCGAUGACAUUCUGAAGGCCAUCAAGAAUAGAUUCAAGCCCAGUGAUAGAUACGAGUCCCGUGAUGAAUGGAUCGUACCAGCACAUCGCACAGAGACCAUCUCAGACCACUCUACCCUCAGCUUGCAGGUGUAUGAUAACCUCGAGGAACAGUUGUGCCCAUUGGAUGGCAAUGGAAAGCUGGUCAAGCCAACCACCGCCAACAAAUAUCUCACUGUCACGAUCGAUAUCAUGACCACUCGUAAACAAGCGCUUGACGAAGCACGGGCUCAAGCAGAGAGUUUCUCGAAUGACUUCAGGGGCCGAAUGAGCCUAGAAGUCGAGCCCGAAUGUCAAGCCUGUCAUGUCUCAGGGCAGGACCAUGAAUGUUUGGCUGCAGACCUUUACUUGAAGCCGGUAGCGGGAACAGCUGCUGUAUACCUGAUCGUAUUCUCGAAUAUCUUGAUUCAACUCAAGGGAGAAGGCAUGGAUGAUGAAGUGGCGAAAGUAAGCAAGGAUGUCAGAUCUUGCUGCAACAUGAGCAGAAACCUUGGUUUGCAGCCGACAUCGAGUAUGAUUCUGAAAGAAGCCAUGGAAAAUGCCAAGAUGCCCGAGACGACGAAGGUUGGCCAGCAGGAGGAGAUCAAGAUCGAGAAUAUAUAUGUUGAACAGCCCAUCAGCAACAAUGGCAUAUGGACUAUCCGAUUCAUGGCGCGGACAUCGACCAGGACCAUCCUGGCUUAUGAUCCUAAUCCUAAAAAACGCGAAUGGAAAGAAGCAAACGGCGACAAACUGAAGAUCACUUUCGCUCAGGCACCUUCGUAUUUCCCAGCGGAUUUGGAAUUCAACGUCGCCAUCGACAGUCUGUGA
Molecule: messenger RNA, 1518 nt
Organism: Penicillium canariense
Lineage: Eukaryota; Fungi; Ascomycota; Eurotiomycetes; Eurotiales; Aspergillaceae
Exons: 2
Coding region: 1-1518 (505 amino acids)
Source: RefSeq, a predicted model, not a curated record